Zalophus californianus (California sea lion) is the source of this 4227-nucleotide messenger RNA. It is a transcript of the gene SNAP29, whose product is annotated as synaptosome associated protein 29. Bases 225 to 977 code for a protein of 250 amino acids. Gene Ontology annotation, molecular function: syntaxin binding; SNAP receptor activity. The transcript has 5 exons. The record is from RefSeq and is a predicted model, not a curated record. Gene Ontology annotation, biological process: synaptic vesicle priming; synaptic vesicle fusion to presynaptic active zone membrane; exocytosis. NCBI's taxonomy places the organism in Eukaryota, Metazoa, Chordata, Mammalia, Carnivora, Otariidae. Gene Ontology annotation, cellular component: plasma membrane; SNARE complex.
UAAGAUGGUCAGCUCCGGAGGCGGGGCCUCCCGCGGGAGACAGGCGGAAGCAGUUCGCUCCGCGACCUGGGGGGUGGAGGGGAGUAGCGCGGCGCUGUAGGUCCGUGGGCCCUUCCCGAGGGCCUCGGGAGGUCGACUUGGAUCCCUGCGGGCCCGGAAAGGCCCUUCCUCGCCUUGGCCACGUUCCUCCUUCUCCUGUCCAGACCCAGACGAGCGCCGGCACCAUGUCGGCCUACCCCAAAAGCUACAACCCAUUCGACGACGAUGCGGAGGAUGAGGGUGCCCGGCCGGCCGUGUGGAAGGACGACCGCGACCUCCCGGAUGGGCCCGGAGCCCCCGUGGAUAGGCAGCAGUACCUGCGGCAGGAGGUGAUGCGCAGGGCCCAGGCCGCAGCCGCCAGCACCGACAGGUCCCUUUCCCUUGUAUACGAGUCCGAGAGGGUCGGCGUCGCCUCUGCCGAGGAGCUCGAUCGUCAGCGAGGUGUCUUAGAACGCACAGAGAAGAUGGUGGACAAGAUGGAUCAAGAUUUGAAGACAAGCCAGAAGCACAUUAACAGCAUUAAGAGCAUGUUUGGGGGAUUCGUCAAUUACUUCAAAUCCAAACCAGCAGAGACGCCACCCGAACAGAAUGGCACCCUCACCUCCCAGGCCAAUAGCAGAUUGAAAGAAGCCAUAAGUACCAGUAAAGCACAGGAGACACGGUACCAGGCCAGCCACCCAAACCUCAGGAAGCUGAAUGACUCAGCAAUUUCAGACCCCAUCGCUGGAGGGGCCGGUCCUGCCAUGAGUACCGAGGCUUACCCGAAGAACCCACACCUUCGAGCCUAUCACCAGAAGAUCGAUAAUAAUCUAGGUCCCUUGCUGGGCCUCUGGCCCCGCCUGCCUCUCCACCCCUCCUGCCCUCGUCAUUUGUGGCUCCAAGUGCUUUUCCACCCCUGCCCGCCUCUGCCCGGAGUGUCCUUCCUCCGCGCUGUUUGAAGGUUGGCUCCUUCUCCUGCUGCGGGCCUGGCUUUAACGCGCUGCACCCUGUUGGAGUCACGUACCUGCUGGCUUAUCUGGUGUCUUCUAACCACACUGUAAAUUCCAGGGAACACAGGACUAUUUCAGUUUUGUCACCACUGUGCCCUUUUGAGCGGAGGGAGAGAAGCUAGUUACUUGAAGUUCAAGUGGGGUAGUGUGUGUGGGCCGUAGGAGCAGGCGUGGAGCGGUUUCCAUGAGUUCGUUCUAGGUGGCAUCUCAGAUGUGCUGCCUCUUCUGACCUUUACCCCAUGAGCAGGAACCUCCCCCACGGUUCCCUGGGUCGCUAUCAGUCUCCCACCCCUGUUGGGAGAUGGCAAAGUGGGUGAGACCCAAGUAAAAUCUCCCCCUGCUCUAAAGGUAUCUAGUUGGAGACAAAACUGAGGCCCAUGAUGAUGCACAUUGAGCGUCUAUGCUCAGACUUCCUCCUCCUGUCUCCCCACAGGAAGGACACUGAGGGCCCCUCCCCUGGUUCGCCCAGAGCAGUGGCCAUUCCUAGCAGCCUGGAGCGAACAGCCCGUUAGGCGAAUCCACACUCUUUCUUUUUAACAACAUUUAGCCUUUGUGUCUGAGUAUUUAGAUUCAUCAUAAAAAAUUAUGAAGUUAGGUAAAUGCCAUGAGGAAGGAAACACCUGGAAUCUUAUUGUCCAGUAGUAGCCACUGAUUUGGUGUCAUUCCUUCUGUUUUUCACAUACAUAUGUACAUACGUGGAUGUACAAUGUCAGAUGUAUGAUAUCAUUCAGUAUGUACACUUCCAUAUCCUGCUCUUUUAUUUAUGUUUUGAACACUUCCCUAAACCUCUUGUCUCUUAAAAUUUCUUUGAAAAGCACCACUUUAGCAGUCCCACGCCCUGAUCUUGGACACUUAGGUUAUUCUCAUCAUUCGCUCCUGCACAUAGUCCCUUGGUCAUUCCUGUGAGCAAAUCUUUGGCUGCACUUUGUACCUAGGUUGCUAGAAAUGGAAUUACACAGUCAGGGAAAAGAGCACUAAAAGAGAUCUCCACAGAAAUGAGACGUCAAUUGGAGACAACAGACAUAAGCAAGAACAAAGAAAAGAAUCGUAAUUUGCCCACCGGACAGCUCGCCACCGCCGCCCUCUGUGCGAACAUCGGCACCAGGCCUGCAUGGCCAGUGCCUGCCAGCAGCAGGGGAGAAGGCCCAUCUCCACACUCUGCACACCCAGUCAGGCUUCCACCCCAAACCCCACCUGCCCUUUGCCUUCAGAGCCCAGGGAAGCCCCAGGGAGCCACCCCUUUACUGGGUCCUCUGGACUCUGCCCUCCAGAGCCAAAGGCCUCAGGCAGAAGAUGCAUGUGCUGGGAUGUGACCACUCCAGAGACAUACAGAGGGACUUGAAAGCCUCCCCACUGAAGGUUUCCCUACCCAAAUAGUGUCACUGGCACCAGCUGGAGAGGGAAGGGGGAGACCUAUGGAGGGGCCUGGAGUUCAGGGAGUGAGGUGGGGAGAAAGGGUGAGUAAGUACAGCCCAUCCCCGGAGGCUCAGGUGGUGCAGUUGGCACGAGACUACAGCGUGGGCAGGCCGGUCCCAGCAGGAUGCAGUGCGGCAUGCUGAGAAGGGCUGGGGUGGCACUCGAGCCAUGGGGCCCACUGACUCAGGCUGUGCCCGGCUGCCCUUCACAAGAUUGCUCCUUCCUUCUUACCACACUCCCCACACCUCCCACCCCCACCUUUAUCUCAGGGACUAGUGCAACUCUCCCUCUGACGGCAGCUCCCUUGUCUGGUGGCUUUACUUUAUCACACUUUUUCCUUUUUUUUUUUUUAAUCUCAGUAUACCUAUUGCUUGUCCUUUUCUGUCCCAACUGCCAGCGCACUCCCUGAGGCCUGGGGUGACCGCACAGACUUUACUCUCCAUGGAAUGCAAGGUCACUGGUGUCAGUAAAUUCAAGAAGCAUAGAGCUUAAGACAACGUUUGAAAAACAGACUUGAUUCUGCUUAGAUUUGUGGUGCUAGUGCCAAGUGUGUGUGUAUUCUGAGCUUUUUUUACUUAAUGUUUUAUCUUUAAUUCAGCCACAAAAAGGCUUAUGAAGCACCUCCUGUUCUCUAGGUUCGCUAGGGCUGAACCUUUGCCAAAAGUUGUGUGCUCCACAGUCCCUGUGGGGCUGGCCCCAGGCAGCAUCUCUGAAGGGACCCAGCACCUUCAGCCCUUUGUUCCUUUUGACACGGGGACCCUGGACUGCAGGGACCUCCAUAGCCAGCUUCUUCCUGGCUGCAGAGUAGACAGAGGAAAUGGUGCUGGCCCAAUUCAGGUUGUGUCGUGCCCCAGGACAUUCACAGCAUCGAUGUGUUCAUGGAUCUGAGAAGUGGUAGCAAUGAAUGAAUUGACAUAGGAAAAUGUGAAUUAUCAUAACAUAGGUGACAAGACCUCACAGCAUUUGGGUCCAGUGGGAACAUCUGUAGUCCAUGUGUUUUCUGGGAGAGCACCCCAGGUGGCAAGGCAGGAACAAAGCCCCCAUUUCUCUUGCCGCCUGCAGAGUGGAAGGAGGGGUGGGAUGCGGCCUUCUCCAGGGGGGAGCCUGGGGCAGGAGUAACCCAGGUGUGGGGGCUCCCUUUGGACAGGGGCUUCCCAGGUCUGUCUCCCAGAUGUGUUUCCAAAUAGGGAUCCUCAUGCUUGCUACUCCAAAUCUGUGCUUGAUCUAGCUUUAGGGAGCUGGAGACGGAAGGAAAGCUGGUACUGUUGAGUUCUACCCACUGAUGUGGGGUUUUUGCUCCUGAAGAGCAGGCCAGCGGGUCUGGCUGUUGGUUACCUGCAUACCUCUCCCAGGUACUCACCAUGGGGUCUGGGGAGGGAAUAUGUUUUCUAGGUCCCUCUGUACUUCUCUUUUUCUCGGGUACUAACUGAUCUUGCAACGUGCCGCAACCUACUAGAACGUUCAGAGGCAGCUGAAAAAUUAUGUAGAUCUGUAUGCAUUUUUUAAAGCAGGAAGGACAGACACCACUGUAUUAACAGCAGUUAUCUUGGGCAGACAUCUAGGGGAGGAGUGGCUUUACGUGACGCACACAUUACUUUAUAUGGAGUCAGCGGGUUUUCUUUUUACUUGCACGUGUUUUGGAAAACGUAACCAAAGCCCUAGAGUUUUACCUGUCUUAUGAGAAAGAGGACUCGGUGAUGGGAGUGUUGCUGAGCAGCGGGCACGGAACGAGCAGCAGCCCUUGAUGCUGUGACUUCGCUCAGCACUGUGUGUCCUUUCCCUC